Paramecium pentaurelia is the source of this 831-nucleotide messenger RNA. The record is from the annotation of a GenBank genome assembly. Lineage: Eukaryota; Ciliophora; Oligohymenophorea; Peniculida; Parameciidae.
UGAUGAAUAUCUCAUAAGAAAUCUUGGGUUCUGGAUUGACUUGCGAAGUCAGAAAAGUAUAGAUCAAAGACUAAGAAUAUGCUAUCAAAUUAUUUAAGGAUAACUUCUCUACAUAAUUAAUAAAAAAAGAAAUUCACAUUCUUUCUUAAAUUGACCAUCACAAUGUUGUACAUUUAAUAGAAGGAAAUCAUAAAGAAAGAUACAUGAUUACCGAGCUUUUAGAAAAAAUGGAUCUCUUUGACAUUUUAGCCAAAGGAUAGAAACCAUUUUCAAUAACUUCUAUUAAAUACAUUAUUUUAUAAUUAACAGCGGCAAUCCAAUAUAUUCAUAAAUUGGGUUUUGUGCAUAGAGACAUCAAAUUAGAAAAUAUACUUUUGGAUAAGAAAUUGGAUAUCAAAAUUUGUGACUUUGGAUUUGCUGAACCAAUCAAUGGAGAAUUUGUUACCAGAUCUUCUGGUACUUUGGGAUAUUUGGCACCAGAGUUAUAAAAUUAAGGAUUAAUCAAUACUACAGCAUUACCUAUAACAGAAGUCUUUUCUUUAGGAGUGUGUCUCUUCAUAUUGGCUUUUGCCCAUCCACCUUUCAGAUAGAGUACUAAAGUUUGUCCAUAUUGGAGAUUAAUUUCUACUGGAUAAUGGGCUAAAUAUUGGUAGGCAGUAGAUAAAUAAAACAAAUACAAUGAUGAAUUUCGCUCACUUAUCUAAGGUAUGUUGGAGCCAGAUCCAAAAAAAAGAAUGACUAUUGAUUAAGUAUUGGAUCAUUAAUUCAUUAUUGGUGGAUGCAAGGAAACAUAUUAAUUAGAAGUAUGGGAACGAUUGAAAAUCGAAUGAG